Synchiropus splendidus (mandarinfish) is the source of this 5673-nucleotide messenger RNA. RefSeq names its product guanine nucleotide-binding protein G(q) subunit alpha. Gene Ontology annotation, cellular component: heterotrimeric G-protein complex. Gene Ontology annotation, biological process: action potential; phospholipase C-activating dopamine receptor signaling pathway; adenylate cyclase-modulating G protein-coupled receptor signaling pathway. The record is from RefSeq and is a predicted model, not a curated record. The transcript has 8 exons. Gene Ontology annotation, molecular function: G protein-coupled receptor binding; G-protein beta/gamma-subunit complex binding; guanyl nucleotide binding. Bases 873 to 2081 code for a protein of 402 amino acids. Lineage: Eukaryota; Metazoa; Chordata; Actinopteri; Syngnathiformes; Callionymidae.
ACGUCAACAGCAGCGACACACAGAUGAGGAGUGGGUGACGAGGAUUCAUCUCAGCCACUAGGCGAAAAUCAAGAGCGAGAAAAUGUUUUGACAUGUAUGGUAUGCUUCGCCAAAGCGGCGUGUUGGCGCCUUGAUCUUUCGGGUGUUUGUUAUUUUUCUGUGGGGAACGUUAGCGCCUUGGAUGCAGUUCCAAAUAUGCUAGUUGUGCUAACCCAGCUAGCUCAGAAUUAGCUUGUCAAUUUGGCGACUGUGGCUGCAAGAUAGGACAACGUCUGAGCGACCGUGCUUUUGGACUAGUUUUCAUUGUCAAUGGAAGACUGGAGGGUGAAGCAGGGCGCAAGUGUGUGAGUAGAUGGACAGUCGGAUGGGCGCUGCUUGUUUCUGCGCGGGCGUACAGUGUUCGACUGGCUAGGCUUGUAGUCGACCGAGCAGUCAUCUGAGGGAUGGUACAGAUGUGGCAGCUUCAAGUCUCCCAGAAACUCUGAAACCGCCAGGUACUAGCUAUUUUGUUUUUUCAUGUUCACUUAGCUCUCACAGGCUUUCAACUGCUUUAUAAAGUACACACAAGAUAGUGGCUAUUUGUACAGUUGGUGAUCAGAUAUGUUUAGUAACAGGCUGCUUUGCAAAUAUCCAGCGAUCAGCUGCUGUUCCCUGUAGCUCGAGGAUUUACAUAAGAGUUUGAAUUGACUGUCAAAUAUUUGACACUUGACUGCAGGUUCACUGGGAAGCUUCAGCGGAGAACUCUGCUCAGGCUGUGGUCAGACUCCAGAGGGGACUAGUUGGAAACUUCUCUGCGUGGAUUUUUGUUUACUGUUCGUUGUGAGGUGCUGCCCGGCGCCCCUUGUCAGACGGGAUUUUCAGCUCAUGCGGUGAUGACUUUAGACUCCAUGAUGGCUUGUUGCCUGAGUGAGGAGGCGAAGGAGUCAAAACGAAUCAACGCUGAGAUCGAGAAACAACUGAGGCGAGACAAGCGAGAUGCCAGACGGGAGCUGAAGCUUCUUCUGCUUGGUACUGGUGAGAGUGGCAAGAGCACCUUUAUAAAGCAGAUGAGAAUCAUCCACGGGUCGGGGUACACAGAUGAAGACAAAAAGGGCUUUACCAAAUUGGUGUAUCAGAACAUUUUCACAUCCAUGCAGGCCAUGAUCCGUGCAACUGAAACCCUAAAGAUCCCCUUCAAGUAUGAACAGAAUAUGAAUCACGCUGUUCUGGUGCGUGAAGUGGACGUAGAGAAAGUUUCUUCAUUUGAUCAGCCUUACGUCAAUGCGGUAAAGAUGCUGUGGACUGACCCUGGCAUUCAAGAGGCCUACGAUCGAAGGAGAGAAUAUCAACUCUCAGACUCGACCAAAUAUUACCUUAGUGAUAUAGACCGAAUAGUGGCGUCAGGAUAUGUGCCCACUCAGCAGGAUGUGCUGCGGGUUCGAGUCCCCACCACCGGCAUCAUUGAGUAUCCAUUUGACCUGGAGAAUAUUAUCUUCAGCUAUCUAAGUGAUCUGGAUCGUAUUGCUGAACCGUCCUAUCUGCCAACUCAACAGGAUGUUCUUAGGGUUCGAAUCCCAACCACUGGGAUCAUAGAAUACCCAUUCGACUUGCAAAGCAUCAUUUUCAGGAUGGUGGAUGUCGGGGGUCAGAGAUCAGAAAGGAGGAAGUGGAUCCACUGCUUUGAGAAUGUCACAUCUAUUAUGUUUCUGGUGGCACUCAGUGAAUAUGACCAGGUUCUAGUGGAGUCAGACAAUGAGAAUCGAAUGGAGGAAAGUAAAGCGCUCUUCAGGACCAUCAUCACGUAUCCCUGGUUUCAGAACUCCUCAGUCAUUCUCUUCCUCAACAAGAAGGACCUGCUGGAGGAGAAGAUCAUGUACUCUCAUCUGGUUGAUUACUUCCCAGAAUUUGACGGUCCCCAGCGCGAUGCCCAGGCCGGACGAGAGUUCAUCCUGAAGAUGUUUGUGGACUUGAACCCCGACAGUGACAAGAUCAUCUACUCCCAUUUCACCUGCGCCACUGACACAGAGAAUAUCCGCUUUGUCUUUGCUGCUGUUAAAGACACCAUCCUACAGCUCAACCUCAAGGAGUACAACUUGGUCUGAAAGAUGAGAAGGGAGAAAGAGCCGGCACGACACUGCCAUUCAUGUUCACAUUGCAAUGUCCCUUUUUUUGGGGGGGUGGGGGAGCAUGAAAGGUUGGCUUAACAUUUUACAAGAUCACUUUUCCGUGUUCUGCUGAUCUCAUUCACUUUGAUUUUUAUUUGCUCAUCUUGCACAGGCACACCUAAAAAAAAAAAAAAAAAAAAAAAAAAAAAAAAAGAAUGCGGGUCUGAUCUGGGACUCCGCUUCUUUUGGCCUUUGCUCACAUGCACCUUUCUUUAACUAUAUGACCAAGAGUGCUUGUGUCACAGGUUGGUUGAGGGGCCUCAUUUAAAUGGACAGUGCUUUAUGGACAAAGGGCUUCCCCUUCUCCUUUAAACUACACUACACUGAGGUCCGGAUGCAGACUGGCGCCUCCGCUCAUCUUUAAAGGCUGACUAAUUAUGACAAGAGAAAAGAUGCGGUACUUGGAUACAUGGCUGUGUCACGGAUUUGGGUUUUCUCUUCGUUUACCCUGCUCCUCCCAAAUCGAGCUCUGUUGAAUGUAAAUAAUGUUUUUAUUGCAAAGGCAGUGGGGGCUUCAGAAACACACACACACACUCUCAAUCUCUGUUUGAUGUUUCUGCCGGAUAUAUUACUGUUCUCCGAUUCCAGUUGAAGCAACAUUGACUACUUCUCAGGACCCACUUGGGGUCUUGGUUUUGUCGUCACUGCCUGUCAUUUUGAAGUGUUGCACACACACACUAACUGUAUUUACUUGUCAUAUAUAUAUCAGCAGCACAAUACUUUUUUAAUACAUUGCCAAUUGUUUUUUUUCCUGUAAAUAUAAGUAUUGAACAUUGCCAGUAUCUUCCUGAAAGUAUGUGGGAGCUGGUAUUGCCAAAGUUGUGAUUUGGAUGUUAACGGUAUAACAACUUGCUUGUUGUGGCUUUCAUUGACUUGUCAUCGAAAUCACAAAUGUUUUUGAACUCAAAUUCCUCCUAGUUUCUUUUAAUCAUUAGAAGAAUCUUCAGAUGUUCAAGUCACUACCAAGUCAUGAUACUAAUUUUGUACAGUGCAAUAGUUAGUUGUUUUUAGUCACAGCUUUUGCACUGCCAGUCGGUCCGAUCACAAUCUCUUUGUAUUUGGCUUCACCACAGUGUGGAGCCUACACUUUGGAAAAAUUGUUCUUGAUUUGUAUGUAUUCAAUAUGAAUCAGAUUGAAUUAUUGUCUAUAUGAGAUAUUCUUAGAGGGGGGGAUUUUUUUAAUGCAAUGAAAUGUCAAAAAUAAUUUUAUGGAGUGUAUCUUUAUAAGGAGUCUUCAUAGUUAUUGCAGUUCUCUUUUGACAAACUUGACAGUGGGACGUUUCCAUUUCAGCGUAUGCAAAUUUUGAAAACUGAUUUUGAAAAAAAAAAAACAAAAAAACAGUGAGAUAUUUACUGAUGAGAGGGUGUUUGUGUUGGCUGUUGUUUCCAGUACCAUAUCUAGUCUUGGCGAGUGAUUCAGGUCAUUUUUCAGUACUUCAUCACAAGGGCUAAUACUAGCAGCUUCAACAGAGUUAACAGACUCAGUUAAUAGAUGCAAGUGGGAUUUUAAUUCAGAUGUUCAAGGUCAGCAUUUGGCAGGAAGAUGUCAGUCCGGUGAAGUGUGUGACAUUCCUGUUGAAAGUCUGGUUGCCUUUUUUUCCCCCUAUUUUAGUGAUGUGCGCGUUGAAAGAUGAUGGCAAAUGUGGUUUCCAGGGAUGCACCUGACUCGUGAUGAUGUUGUUUUGGCAUUAAAUGUUGUCCUAAUACACUCAUGACUGACAUCAUAACAUGGCAGGUGCUUUUUGAAGUCAAAGACAAAAUUUGAGGAGCUGUAUGUCAGGAAAAAAUGCAAACAAUUUCUUCCGAUUUUCGGUAAUCUCUUCAUCUUUUAUGUUGGAAUUAGAUGAAUUAUGAACUGAGACUCGUUUUAAUGGUGAGCACCAGUGCCUUUUGUUGGUAAAGCCGACCAAAUUUGUUGUGUGCGACCUUGCUGCUAUCUUCUGAAUAGCUUGGUCGACUGAAGUGGUGUCCAUCUGUUUUAGAUCCCCAUGUGAGCUGGAUAAUUUGAAUUUAUUCAUGGCAGUGAAGAGCCAACUCUGAAAACACUUAAAAAAUAAUGCUAGAUCUCACUGUAAGGUGUGUUUAGUGAAUGAUCGAGUGCUUCACAAAACACCCUGUUUUUGGCUCCUUCUCAGAGUCUGAUGUCAGAACCAGCACAAAACGACUGACUGACCUUGUCUGCAAUAAAUGUAUCUUAAAUUUCUCUUCAGUGCGUCUCGUUGAAGGCCUGUGUGACAAUCCAGUACUAAGCACUGAGCCACUGAGAGUAAUCAAGCUGAUCUGUUAACCUCUGCGUUGUGGUUCUUUUUUCCACUCAAAUGAAGUGUUUAAAAUCUGGCUAGUGAAGGCGAUACGUGUUGGUUUUAUCAAAGAAAGUAAGUGAAUUUAAGAGGUGUCUGUUUACAAGUCUGCCACUCUGAUCUCCUGUUUGCCUUCACCUUGACUGCGGGUUUAAGUCCAACUUGCACCGUUUGCAUUGAAGAACACAAGGUACUAUGGUGUGAUUGCGCGUGUGUUUCCAGUUCUGAACCCUGCAUUUUGCUUCAAGUUGACUCUAAUUUGAGAGAUGACCGUACCCUGAUAAUAAACACUGUCUCAUUUUGUACUUUUCUAAGGCAGGCACACCUUUGACACAUCUUUUUAGGACCAUAAUUAUUAUUAAACAGUUCAAAUGUGUAGUGGUGUUCAAUUGAAGGUAAUGUAUAUUUGUUUGAUUAUUCUUUUUUUUAAGUAUACCAAAUGUAGAUUCUGUAUAUUUUGUGUGCCAUUUUACUUGGUAACGCCAGACUCUUAACAAGUGCCAAUGAUACAUUAAAUCUAGGGGACCUUUGAACUUCAUGGUCCAAUUUUUUAAAUUAAAACACUACAGUAUGUGAUUUCAUUCACUGAAAAAAAAAUACAAUUUUAUUCUAUAUUUAAAGAUGAACUGCUGUUUUUGAAGUAAAUGUCAUUUGAAUUGCAUGUUUGUCAGGUCUGCUCGGAUGUUGGUGGUUGGGUGGGUGACAUACUGUAUUCGCACCAAACCCUCGACAAAAAGGGGUCACGUACAUGGUUAUUGAUUACAGUAUUUUAGCCAUAUAACUUUUUUGUAUGUUUCAUUUCGACCACUGUUGCCUGAACCUCAUUCAAACAUGAAAAUGAUUUUCAUAGCCUUCUCCUUUUAAAUGUUUUGAAUUGGAAUAAAGUGUGUUCCGGUCCUCGCUCAAUGCCUGUGUGUUUUGUGUUUCUGUCUGGUUGUAGAAGGAGGAGGACCAAGACAGGUUAAAGUGGAAGCUGCUGAUGGCAGAGAUCGGCAAAGCGCGGCCCUCUUGGGGUCAGAGCAAUAACAAUUGAAUUCUGAAUAUAACUAAUUGCAGUAGUUGGGUUUUCCUCGAUUUUAUUUUCCCUUUGUUUUUAAAUAAGAUUAUUUUAGAUUACAUUAGAUGGCCUUCAUUAGUCCCUCAGAUGGGAAAGUCAAUGUGUCAUAGCAGAUAAUGACAGCAAAGACACUGACACAUACCAGAGACAGUAAAGGUGCACAGCAACCAUC